Molecule: messenger RNA, 468 nt
Organism: Funneliformis caledonium
Lineage: Eukaryota; Fungi; Glomeromycota; Glomeromycetes; Glomerales; Glomeraceae
Source: the annotation of a GenBank genome assembly
GCUUGGCGGCAUUUUGGAUCUGACGGGUAUUGGUGUUAUACAAAUCGAACUUCAUCGUUCAUUCCUUUGUCUUUACUGUAUAUCGCUAUUGUUGUUCUGUCAACUUCUUUAAUCUGUUAUAUUGGUAUAACAUAUAAGAUUAAUGUGGCAAGAAGAACCACCGAUUCCGAAGUUGGUUAUUUAUUCAUUUAUAUUAUACAAUGGACACCAGUCAUGGUAUACGUCAUUGCCGAUAAUCAUCAACAUACACAAAUGUGGGGAUAUGUAAUAUGUUUCAUCUCUUUACCAUUGGGCGGAAUGCUUAACGCCUAUAGAUACAUCUGUAACGAGGGCUGGUGGACAAAAAAGGAAGUGACGGAGGUUAUCUCUGAUAAUUCUGCUAAUACCGUUCAAGUUCAAAUAGGUCUAACUACCAUUCCAAACGCCACAAAAAGUUCGAUCAAUCAAUAUGAUCCAACACAAGUUAGC